AUGUCGAACACAGAAGACUCCGACCUCUCCGACGCCCACACGAGUCUCAUGUCCGGCGACUUCCACUUCAACACGCCUCCCAGACCAAGAAUCGAGCACUAUGACGCCUGGCAAUGUAACGCUUGCCUCCUACUUCAGCUAUGCAAGAAAAAGAACACGACUGAAGUUCCUUUCCACUGCCCGACUUGUGGUUCCACCGAUCUUAAGCUCUGUGUCAUGCAGCUCAGCGAUCAAGGCUGCGGCCCCCAUCCCCAGGCUUCUAGUCAGCGUUUGACUUCUACCGCUGCCGAGAAUGAGCUGAAGAGUGGUGAUGAGACUUCUUGGGUCGAAGAUGCUGAUGGGGGCUUUGUGACGAGGGAUUCGUUGAGUGAUCACAGCGGUAGCACGGUGGGCCAGAGUAGACAUGACUCGACAAGAGUGUCACCCGUCAGCCCUGUUGCCACGAGCGGACUAAACAAUCAUCUCCAGAAGAGCCCUCCUUGGAUCACCAUUCCAAAGUCACCUCCGAAGUACCAGGAUCAUCAGGCACAAUUUUUGCUUUUCGAAAAGAGGCAGACAUUGCUCAAGACGUUGACAGCCUUCCCGCCUUCUGGUGGAGAGCUAUCGAUGAAGGAACAGCUUCGGGUACUGGACAUCACCCAGCCAUUGCCACUGAGUAUCACCUCAGGCGGCCGAUAUGAUCUACUCAUGUCGGAUGACGUGAGAAUUGGAACUGGAUCUGGUUCUUCGACUUCAGCCAUUACUCCGACGCUGGAACUACCCUUACGGCCCAGGACUACCUGUACGCCCAGCUCAUUGGCUGGCAGAUCCGAUGCUGAGCCUGAGCACUACGAUGGGAAAGGCAAAGUAUCAGCGCGCGAUACCACCAGACCGAGUCUCAAGCUCCGCUUGCACAAGUCAGCAUCCAAGAUGCAACGCAUUAGAGCUUUGUCGGCCAAAGUCGGAGCAAUGCGGGCCAGCGGUGGCUCUCCACCGGAGGCCAAUGAAGACAUUGUAUCCACAUCGUCGCAGAGGCAGACAGUCUCCCAGAAGCGGAUGGCAUCCACUCAAGUCAGUCCCUCAAUCAUCAAACGCCUCGAGACUGAAGCAGCACGCACGACACUGCUUCAACAGCAUCUGGACACUGCGAUACGGCAGCAAGAGCGUCUUUUCGAAAAGAUGGAGCGGCUGCUCAUCCUAUUCGCUCAUGUCAAGGCCUCUGGACAGUCUGAAGACAUCGAUGCCGAUCGGUCAAGCAGGGGAAGGCGUCCUGAUCGAACCUCUCCGCCUUCACGUGCCGGUGGUGAGUGGAACUUUACGGUCUCCGCUGAUGUGUUGCGCUCGAACCUCGAAAUCAUGGCAAGCGGUAAGAGGAAGAGUGCGUCUAAAGGUAAGGUGCUGCCGGAGCAUAUCAGGUUUGACGCUAUCAAGGAUGGAAAGUGGUAUGUCAUGUCUUAUGGCAAUUGA
Recurvomyces mirabilis is the source of this 1446-nucleotide messenger RNA. RefSeq lists its product as uncharacterized. NCBI's taxonomy places the organism in Eukaryota, Fungi, Ascomycota, Dothideomycetes, Mycosphaerellales, Teratosphaeriaceae. The record is from RefSeq and is a predicted model, not a curated record. The transcript has a single exon. The coding region runs from base 1 to 1446 and encodes 481 amino acids.